Aspergillus heteromorphus CBS 117.55 is the source of this 990-nucleotide messenger RNA. RefSeq lists its product as uncharacterized. The transcript is spliced from 4 exons. Gene Ontology annotation, biological process: unsaturated fatty acid biosynthetic process. Gene Ontology annotation, molecular function: iron ion binding; stearoyl-CoA 9-desaturase activity; heme binding. NCBI's taxonomy places the organism in Eukaryota, Fungi, Ascomycota, Eurotiomycetes, Eurotiales, Aspergillaceae. Gene Ontology annotation, cellular component: endoplasmic reticulum membrane. The record is from RefSeq and is a predicted model, not a curated record. The coding region runs from base 1 to 990 and encodes 329 amino acids.
AUGCCCGCCCAACCAGCAAAACACAUGGAAGAACUCCUGCACCCCCUGCAACACCUCCUGGCCCUCCUGGGCCUACUACGUCCUCGUAUCAACUGGUUCAAUCUGACCAUCCUCCUCCUCAUCCCUCUUGAUGCUGCUCACGAAAUCCCAAAAAUCCCUCUCCGCUGUUACACGCUCCUCUGGUCUCUCGGUUACUAUUUCAUCACCAUGCUUUGCAUUACCGCCGGGUACCACCGCCUCUGGUCGCACCGCAGCUAUAACGCCAGCAAGCCCCUACAAUGGUUUCUAGCCGUCUUCGGUGCUGGCGCCAUGCAAGGUAGUAUCAGGAGCUGGCGGGAUCAAGGAGAGAUCCCCCCGCCUCGUUAUCCUAUCGAGAUGUCUGACCUCGCGGAGGACUCGGUCCUCGACACUCAGGACCAAUACUAUCGAGCUCUUUCAUUGUUCAUGGGCUGGAUUUUCCCCGCCUUUGUUGCGGGGCUUGGUUGGGGAGAUUGGAAAGGCGGUGUUCUGGACGCAGGUAUCCUCCGCGCGUUCUUCGUGCAGCAGGCCACGUUUAGCGUGAACCCGUUGGCGCAUUGGGUCGGGGGCCAGCCGUAUGGGGAUAGACGGUCUGCGAGGAACUCGGGCUGGGUGGCGGUGGUGACACUGGGGGAAGGGUAUCAUAAUUUCCACCAUGAGUUUCCGGGAGACUAUCGGUGUGGGGUGGAGUGGUGGCAGGUGGACGUCACCAAGUGGAUGAUCUUUGGGUGGAUGGUGGUCGGGAUGGCGGGGGGGUUGAAGAGGUUUUCCCGCGGCCAGAGGAAAUUGAAUAUCGAGAGUCGAUUUGUGUAUGACGUUGGCGAGUUCAUGAAGGAACAUCCGGGUGGUGAACGACUGCCGGAGCUUUAUAUCAAAGGCGAUGUCACAUAUGAGUUCAACGGAGACGUGUAUAACCAUUCUGAUGAGGCGAGGGAUCGAUUGGCGAUGAUGAGGGUGGCUGUGAGACCGUAG